This is a messenger RNA of Lathyrus sativus (Indian pea), 492 nucleotides long. The record is from the annotation of a GenBank genome assembly. Lineage: Eukaryota; Viridiplantae; Streptophyta; Magnoliopsida; Fabales; Fabaceae.
AUGGCCAAAGCUAGUAGAAUCUGUCAUCUUUUGUUAAGGUUCUUGGCUUUCUCGGCCACCCUUUCUGCAGUAAUUGUCAUGGUUUCUAGCCAUGAAAAAGCUACUUUCUUUACUGUUUCCUUUGAAGCAAAAUACACCAACUCUCCUUCCUUCAAGUACUUUGUGAUUGCAAACUCCAUUGUUACUGUCUAUGGAUUUUUUAUACUCUUUCUUCCGGCAGAAAGCUUGCUCUGGCAACUCGUGGUCGCCACCGAUAUGGUAUUGACCAUGUUACUCAUCUCAAGCAUAUCUGCAGCUUUGGCUAUAGCUCAAGUGGCAAAGAGAGGAAACAGUUAUGCAGCUUGGUUACCAAUAUGUAGUUCAGUCCCCAAAUUUUGCAAUCAUAUGACUGGAUCUUUAAUUGCGAGUUUCGUCGGAGUAGUUAUAUACAUGAUUCUUCUGUUGCUUUCCAUUCAUAGGGUCCUUGACCCUCUCCUCUUGAGAAAAACUUGA